AUGCCAAAAAAAACGAGCAAUUUUGACAACAUUGAUGUAGCUAUAAAGGCUAUUCAGGAUGAUGGCAUUUCACAAAAAUCAGCUGCUAAAAAAUUUGGUGUUGCUCGUUCUACCCUACAGUUCAGAUUAAAAAACCCAGAUACACAAAACAUUUCAUGUGGACCUUCAACAGUCUUAACUACCAAUGAAGAAGAGACACUAGUAACAUGGUUACUCGAAUGCUCAAAGAAAGGAUUUCCUAGGAGGCGUGAAGACUUACAAGACAGUGUCAAAAAAUUUUUAGAUGAACAAGAGAGGCCAAGUCCAUUUAAAAAUAACUUACCUGGGAUUGGUUGGUAUAAAGCUUUUUUAAGAAGACAUCCAAUAUUAUCGAUAAGGACCAUAGCGAACAUGUUGCCAAUGCAAGUGCCAAUUUAUCUGACAGAGGAAAAUUUAGUUGACAUUUUGAAUGACGGCCGUAGAGUAUUCAAUGGGGAUGAAACCAGGUUUUCACUUUGUCCCAAAACUAAAUGUGUAUUGGGUCCAAAAGGGUCCAAAGACAUUUAUGAAGUAGCAAAAGGAAACGAUAAAGAAAAUAUCACUGUAAUGUUUUCAUUUAAUGCUGUUGGAGAGAUGUGUCACCCUAUGGUAAUAUUUAAAUAUAAAAGAGUUCCACAAAAUAUCUUGGAUUCAAUUCCUCCCAAUUGGGGAGUUGGCCGGUCCGACACAGGAUGGAUGAAGUCUGAAAUAUUUUAUGAGUAUAUAUCAAACAUCUUUUAUCCAUUUGUUGUUGAAAGUGGUAUUCAAUUGCCUGUAAUCCUUUUUGUUGAUGGGCAUAAAAGUCAUUUAACCUAUCAUUUAAGUAAAUUAUGUUUGCAAUUAAACAUAAUAUUAAUUGCUUUAUAUCCUAAUGCAACGAGAAUUUUGCAGCCAGCAGAUGUUGCAGCAUUUAGACCAAUUAAAGCUGGCCGGAAAAAAGGUGUUUUUGAUUGGCGCAAUGAACAUCCAGGUAACGCAGUAACUAAGAAUGAUUUUUCUCCAAUUUUGGAUAAAGUUUUGAAAAAUACAGUAAGAUCUGAAGUUUUAAUAAACAGUUUUAGAGCUUGUGGACUUUUCCCUUGGAACGUAAACAAUAUUGACUUUAAAAAGUUUUUGGGAAAAAAUCCAAAUACUGAAAUAACUGCAGUAGUUAAUAAUGAAACUGAUACUGGUAUGCUAGAUUACAAGCAAUUUUCAGAUAUUGUUGGCGCCGAAACAAUUGACAAAUUUAAGGAUAUAAAUAAUGUAAUUACAAAUGAGAGUUUACCUGAAGAGUUUUUUGUUUUGUAUAGAUUACAUGAAAAGUUAAAAAAUAACGAGGGCACUAUACAUCACUAUACAUCAAAACUUAGAAAAAUUACAGAAAAUCUAGUUGAAGUAAAAAAGUUAAGUAUAUCACCAAUUGAAUCUGUUCUUGUAUGGCCACUAACACCAGAGCGUAAGGGUACAAGAAUUACUGAAAGAGUGCCUUUUGUAAUAUCAUCGCAUAAAUGGCAAACAUUAUAUGAAGAAAAAGACAAAAAAAAAAGAACAGCCGAAGAGGAGAAGAACGAUAGAAAAAAGAAAAGACUUGAAAAUAUACAAGCAAAAAAAUCAAAAGUGCCUAAAAACAACCUUAAAAAGUCAAAUAUUCCUGAAAGACAUUUAAGUGAAAUGUUAGCCCAGCCGUUAACUAUAAUUGAAUCUUCAGACCAAGAGGAUACUGUUGAUGAUAUAUAUGAGUCAAGUUCAGAAUCUGAAAAAAAGAUAAAAAAAAAAAGAACCAUUGAAGAGGAGAAGGACAAUAGAAAAAAGAAAAGACUUGAAAAUAUACAAGCAAAAAAAUCAAAAGUGCCUAAAAACAACCUUAAAAAGUCAAAUAUUGUGAGACAUAUUUUCCAAGCCUCUACAUCAAAAAAUAUACAGCCUGAAAGACAUUUAAGUGAAAUGUUAGCCCAGCCGUUAACUAUAAUUGAAUCUUCAGACCAAGAGGAUGGUACUGUUAAUGAAAUCAACGAGUCAAGUUUAAGACCAGAUGUUUUGUAUAAAACUACGGGUCUUUGCUUUGCAUGUGCUAAUAAUUGUAAUGACAUAGACAAUGGUCUGGAAUGUAUGUUUUUCAACAAACUAUAUCAUCUAAAAUGUUUAGAUCCAAAAGAGUACUGCUGCUUGGGAUCUGAUGAUGUUCUAUACAUUUGUUUUAAGUGCCAAACAAAUUUUAAUAAAUGA
Molecule: messenger RNA, 2226 nt
Organism: Metopolophium dirhodum (rose-grain aphid)
Lineage: Eukaryota; Metazoa; Arthropoda; Insecta; Hemiptera; Aphididae
Exons: 6
Coding region: 1-2226 (741 amino acids)
Cellular component (GO): nucleus
Molecular function (GO): DNA binding
Source: RefSeq, a predicted model, not a curated record